Messenger RNA from Quercus lobata, 1428 nucleotides. Its product is annotated as cytochrome P450 87A3-like. The transcript is spliced from 9 exons. The coding region runs from base 1 to 1428 and encodes 475 amino acids. The record is from RefSeq and is a predicted model, not a curated record. Gene Ontology annotation, biological process: brassinosteroid biosynthetic process; sterol metabolic process; multicellular organism development. NCBI's taxonomy places the organism in Eukaryota, Viridiplantae, Streptophyta, Magnoliopsida, Fagales, Fagaceae. Gene Ontology annotation, molecular function: monooxygenase activity; heme binding; iron ion binding.
AUGUGGACAAUUGGAUUAUGUAUUGUAGCAGUUCUGGUCAUAUAUUUUACUUACUGGCUUAACAAAUGGAGCAAUCCAAGGUGCAACGGAGUCCUCCCUCCAGGUUCCAUGGGUCUACCCCUUAUUGGAGAGACCCUUCAGUUGAUUGUUCCCAGUUACUCUCUAGACCUCCACCCAUUUAUCAAAAAGAGAGCUCAAAGAUAUGGACCAAUAUUUCGAACUAGUGUGGCAAGUCGGCCUGUAAUAGUAUCAACAAAUCCUGAAUUCAACAAUUACAUUGUUAAGCAAGAAGGAAGGUUAGUUGAGAUAUGGUACUUGGAUACAUUUGCCAAGUUUUUGGGGAUGGAAGGCGAAAAUAAGAUGAGUGCACUUGGUGAUGUCCACAAGUACAUAAGAAGCAUCACAUUGAAUCACCUUGGUGCUGACGCCGUCAAGGAAAAGUUGCUUCCUCAAAUGGAAGAAUUUGUUAACAAAGCCCUACAAACAUGGUCAAGUCAGCCUUCAGUUGAUAUGAGAGAUGCUGCUUCUAAAAUGCUUUUUGAUUUCGGUGCGAAGAUAUUCUUUAGUUAUGAUGCUGAAAAAAUAUCACAGAUGAAUAUGAGCGAGAAGUUCACUAAUAUCUUAGCAGGUUUCAUGUCAUUUCCCUUGAAUAUCCCUGGUACUGCAUACUAUAAAUGUUUAAAGGAGCAAAAUGAAGCAUUGAGCAUGUUGAGGAAAAUAGUAAAAGAGAAGAUCAUUUCAACUGAAAAAAGUUCAGAAGAUUUGCUUGAUCAAGCUAUAGAUGACAUGGAUAAGAAGAAGUUCUUGUCAGAAGACUUUCUCGUCACAAUGCUUUUUGCGAUCUUAUUUGCUAGCUUUGAGUCUUCAGUAACAUUAUUAUUAACUUUGAAGUUAAUUGCAGAGCAUCCUGCAGUUUUACAAGAGUUGACGGAUGAGCAUGAGGCAAUUCUUAAGAGCAGAGAGAAUCCAAAAUCCUUACUCACAUGGGAUGAAUAUAAGUCGAUGACUUUUACACUUCAAGUAAUCAAUGAAGCUCUUAGGAUGGGAAAUGUUACUCCUGGGUUACUACGAAAGGCACUGAAAGAUAUUGAAUUUGAUGGAUAUACAAUUCCAUCUGGUUGGACCGUUAUGCUUGCAAAUUCUGCUCUUCAAUUAAACCCAAACAUAUACAAGGAUCCACUUGCUUUCAAUCCUUGGCGUUGGAAGGAUCUUGACCCAUUGGUUGUAUCUAAGAAUUUCAUGCCUUUUGGAGGAGGAAUUAGACAAUGCGCAGGGGCGGAGUAUACUAAAGCAUUCAUGGCUACAUUCCUCCAUGUUUUGGUCACCAAAUAUAGGUGGACAAAGGUUAAGGGAGGAACCAUUGCUCGAAAUCCUGUUUUGGAAUUUACAGAUGUCCUCCACAUGAAAUUCUCGGUGAAGAGUAAUUAA